Messenger RNA from Nannizzia gypsea CBS 118893, 1170 nucleotides. RefSeq lists its product as hypothetical. The transcript is spliced from 3 exons. Lineage: Eukaryota; Fungi; Ascomycota; Eurotiomycetes; Onygenales; Arthrodermataceae. The coding region runs from base 1 to 1170 and encodes 389 amino acids. The record is from RefSeq and is a predicted model, not a curated record.
AUGGCUAUCCGAGAUACAGAGAUGCUGCCCGAUGGAUUUAGGCAGAUAGAUUUCUGUACUCUCGCCAUAAGAUUAGAUGAAAUCGAAUAUGAGCCUCCAACACCCCCUGUACGAGAUAUAGUGGGCGGAGCUGGCUCAUUUGCUGCUAUCGGUGCUCGCAUUGCUGCUGGUAGGGAACACUCCCGCUCAGUCGGCUGGAUCGUGGACAUCGGCUAUGACUUUCCAGAGCAUGUCAGGGGCCUGAUUGGCAGCUGGGAGACGCAUUGUGUCUUUCGGGAAGAUAUGAACAGGCAAACCACUAAAGGGUGGAACGGCUAUGAGUCUAAUGAGAAGAGAGCAUUCAAGUAUCUCACCCCCAAGAUACAAAUUGUCCCAGAGACACUCACCGAGGAGCUUGUGCUUUCAAAUACUUUCCAUAUGUCAUGCUCUGCGGAUAGGUGCUAUAGUAUAGUACAGGGAGUACUGGCAAGACGGCACGUGCUAAGUGAGAGGUAUAAGGUAAAGCUACGGCGGCCAAUAUUCGUCUGGGAGCCAUUUCCGGACUCAUGUCGUCCAGAGGAGCUUCCAAGAUUCUACGAGGUAAUUCGUCACGUAGAUGUGGUGAGCCCAAAUGAUCAUGAGAUGGGGAGCUACUUUAGCAAUGAAUCAUGGCAAUAUGAUAAUCCCAGAGACCAGGAGAUAUGCCGGUCUAUUGUCAAGUCGGGCAUAGGUAUAGAUGGGAACGGGGUACUAGUUGUUCGGGCAGGACGGGAUGGGUGCUAUGCCUUUUCUCGAGACGACCAGCUUGCAUUGCCUGCAUACCUGGACUCAAAGGCAGUAGAUCCAACUGGUGCUGGUAAUUCGUUCCUCGGAGCCCUUUGCCAGGUACUCGCGGGAUCUAAUCGCACACCUAUACUUGCCUGCCGUGGGGUUAUGGAUGAAUCUGAAAACUGGAAAGCAAUCUGCGCUGCAUGGGACGACAGAGGGAAUAUUCUAGCUGGAUUGAUAUGCGCCACUGUCGCGGCAAGCUAUGUAAUCGAGCAAGUAGGCGUUCCCAUCCUUUCCUUUGCGCCUAACGGCGAGGAACGCUGGAACGGGACGAGCUAUGUCGAGCGAGUCCGUCACUACACCAAACAUCUUGUGGACACGAAGGACUCCCACAGGAGACAGAACAUUGGAAUGGCUGAAUGA